AUGAAUGAUAACAUUGAUCUAAUACAAAGUGUUCGACGAGGAAAUGUCGAUCGCGUUCGAUAUCUAGUCGACCAGAGAGAAGUAGAAUUGAAUAUCCGAGACGAAUGGGACAGCACUCCGCUAUAUUAUGCAUGUCUGUGCGGUCAUUAUGAGGUAGUCGAGUAUUUGUUACAAAAUGGUGCCCGAUGUGAACCGAAUACAUUUGACGGUGAACGCUGUCGUUAUGGUGCAUUGACAAAUCAAAUUCGAAAUUUGUUAAAAACCUACAACGUUGUUACAAAACAUAUUAUUAAACGAAAUAAUUACGAUGAAUUUCUAAGAAAGAUCUUUGAAGAUGCUCCCUAUUACGAUAUUACUUUUAUUAUUGAUGAACAGAUAUUUUUACUUCAUCGAUGCAUUUUGUCGGCUCGCUCACUGUUUUUUCAAGAUGCACUACAAACAAGAUGGAAAGACAAAAAAUGUAUUAAAUUAUCAAAAGCUAAAUUUAAUGCGGAUAGUUUUGAAGCACUGGUACGCUAUUUAUAUACGGGAUGUUGUGAAAUUAGUUUAGAUAAUGUUGAAAGUGUAAAAGCGUUGGCAAAACGCUGUCAAUUACCACGUUUAUACGAUUUAAUUGAACAGAAAAAGACGGAAAUCGAUGAUUUUCGUAAGAAUUUUGCCAUUUUAAAACAUUGUCUAGAGAAAAUUUAUACGCUUUUAUUUUUAGAAACGAUAAAAUGUGGAAACACAAUGAUUUAUCGUCUAGUUAUUGAACCAGAACCAAAUGAUAAAUAUUUGAAUACGGAUUUUACUGCAUUAUGCGAACAAACAAUACCAUAUGAAUUACGAAGAUGGAUUGCUAGUACUGAAUUACCAUUCAUCGAUCAUUUAUCCGAUACAUUUUCUGAUCUUAUGUUUAUUGUUGAUGGUUACCAGUUCAAUAUUCAUCGAGUAUUUAUGUGUACGCGUACAGAAUAUUUUAGUGUAUUGAUCAAAAAUCAUUUUAAUGAAAUAUGUCAAAUUGAUGGAAAACAAGCCAUUAUUUUAAAAAAUGUUCGAAAAGAAUUAUUUAUACCAAUUCUCUAUUAUAUUUAUUCAGAUGAUUGUGAAAUCCCUGACACUUAUGUAGAUGAUUUAUUAAUAUUAGCCGAUGAAUAUAUGUUACCUGGUCUAAAACGAAUUGUUGGUAAUUAUUAUGUACGUCUAUUGAAGGUAGACAAUAUUAUCCCUGUAUUACGUCUAGCACGUUUAUUUCAAUUAAUUAAACUUGAAAAUUAUUGUAUUCGAUUUAUAGCAGAAAAUUUAGAAGAGAUAAUAGAUCAACAUGAAUUUGAAUUAUUUGUUGUCGAAGAUGCAGCUAGUGUUCAACAACGACAAGAAACUGAUUCUGUUCAAAUCAUAGAUGAUUUAAGAUUUUAUUUCACACAAUUUAGUACGAUGACUCUGGAUGAUAUUGAAGACACAUCAAAAAAAUUAAGAAUACUAGAUGAAUUUUUACAGAGUAUUGGUUUAGACAUUUAA
This is a messenger RNA of Didymodactylos carnosus, 1500 nucleotides long. The record is from the annotation of a GenBank genome assembly. Lineage: Eukaryota; Metazoa; Rotifera; Eurotatoria; Philodinida; Philodinidae.